CACGAGCUGAAACGCAGUCAGAAAGCAAAGACGACUCUGAGGCCUUACACAGACAACAGAAUUCACUCUCAAAUACUGCAAAGAAAAGCCCCGGAAAAUGUGUAAAGGAUUAGCAGCUUUGCCCCAAAGCUGCCUGGAAAGGGCGAAGGAGAUCAAGUCAAAAUUGGGCGUUUUGCUGCAGAAGCCGGAAAAUGCCAUCGACCUCAUCAUCCCCUACCCAGAGAAGGCUGAGAAGAAGCCCGAGAAGCAGCAGAAGCCUACUCCCGAAGAGGCUGCUCAGUGGCGUGAGGGUCUGGACCGGGUCCUGAACAACAGCUAUGGUCUGGCUGCUUUCCGUAGCUUCCUGCAGUCCGAGUUCAGCGACGAGAACAUUGAGUUCUGGAUGACCUGCGAGGACUUCAAGAAAACCAAGAACCCCGUGAAAAUGGCCACCAAGGCCAAGAAGAUCUACGAAGACUACAUCCAGUCUGAGGGACCCAGAGAGGUGAACAUUGAUCACUUCACCAAGGACGUGACCCUGAGGAACCUGGUGGAUCUCUCCCCGACUACCUUCGACCUGGCCCAGAAGAGGAUCUUCGCCCUGAUGGAGAAAGACUCCUUUGGUCGCUUCCUUCGCUCUGAGCAGUACCAGCAGCUCCUGGUCUAAGCCAGAGCCCAGUCUGAGGAAACUGGGUGGAUGUGGGGCAGGGAGGUUUCAAACAGCAGUUGGUUAACAUGACAAAACAAAACACAUUUUACCGUUUUUGUAAUUAUUGGCCGUUUUUACAGCUUAUGAAACAAAAGGCUUCUUUUCUUUCACAAAGAGGCAAAAAAACGAUUUGAAAUGACGCUUUAUACUAAACUAAAGUGAAAGGCUGCCUCUUGAAACAGCCCUGCCUCCACAACCAACCGACACAACCCCAAACACAUUUCAUUUAGUCCUUCCAAAAUAAUUGCGGCUCUCCAAGAAUGACCCCACUCGUCAAAUAUGGCGAUUAAAAACCUGAUGUAUCGUUUUGUGCAAAGUUUGACCCCCUCAACAUCCUUUGAGUAAGCUGCAGAAUGCAGGGCAGACUUUCUGACAAAAAGCCCUACUGCAGGGGCAUUUCUACAGAAAUCUAGCAACAAGUAUAUCAAUAAUAGAAAACCAUUGGGAAUAUUUCUUUCUAAUUCUAAAUAUAACAACAGUUACAUCGUUGGCUGUUUGAAAUCAAUUUAAUUUGUUAAAUGCUUUCCAGCAAAAAUCAAAUAUUUUGUCAUUUGAAUAAAAAACAUCCUAACAAAGUGGACUCACCUCUAGUAUCAGUGCACAUGUAAUGGUUACCACAUAAGUGUUGUUUUGUCUCUUCACACUCACGUAGUCAGUCUUUGAUUUUCACCAAACUCCCCAUUUUGGAUGAAUCCCGUUUGGAUGUAUCCCAUCUUUGAGAAUAGUGCAGACUAGUUCAGUGGUGAAGCACCUUGACUUCCACUAAACUGCAUGUUGUUAGGUCGGGAAAAUCAAGUAGGAGGGAAUCAGAGAGAGAAGUGAAAAGAGCAGCGGUUUGAAGAGAAAGGUAUUUUUCCCAUGUUAUGUUACCACGGUUGUAUGCAAGCAACCCGAAUUAAUUAAAGGUCUCAUAUAUACACACCAUUUAAAAAUAAGGGGGACAGAGCUUGCAAAUCAAUGCAAAUGCUCUUUAUUAAGACUUCAAAGACGUUCUAAGUAAAGUAAUGGAAGGAAAAAGCCCACCAGUCAGAAAAGUAGACACUGAAUAGUGGCAAUUGAUAAAUCUGGCUAUAUGCACUUUUCACUUAUCUUUUAUUAUAUACUUAUAACAACAGGUUGUUAUUUGCUGAAAGCUGUAAGAACAUUGGUUCACCUAACACACUGAGCUGAGGCAUGGAUGGAUGUGACGGUGGAUUUGUUGGGUGUGCAAUGGUUAAGUUAGGUGUGCACUUUGGUUCAAUGUAGCGCUUGUUAAGUGUGAUUAUAUUUACUCUUUAGUGCUUUUUAUAUACAAAACAAAAGCAUUAUGUAUUAACCAACACAAUAAUAUUGUUAUCUAGAUAUUCAGCAUUUCACAAGUCCUUAUUGGUCCCUAUCACACAAAUAUCCAAAACUACACCAUCUAGAGCAGCAGUUGUGACUCACAAAUGGGAAGGGGGGAAAAAAAACAGUCAAAAAGAAUCUGUGGUAUUUCAAUUUUAAAACAGCUUUGGCAAGAGCCCAUUGUGGCACAGAUUAGCCAGUCUGGUGUCAUAACCCUCACUGUCAUGAAAGUCAAGAAUCCAGUCACAGGAAAAUCAAUAAGGACUUUAACAGUGCUGAGUAUGCGUCUUUUGCUGUAGAAUGCAUGUAACCUCUGGGGUCCAUCAUAUAAAAAAAUACAUAUAUGCAUACAACUCCUGAAGAUGUAUUUAUUUUUACGUGUAAAUAUCAAUUAUUUAAAUGGAACAUACGAUUAUAUGAAUGGACAACAGGCAAAGAUUCUAUCCCCAGAAUCGUCACCUUUUAUAAAAGAGGAAACACCUGA
Messenger RNA from Gasterosteus aculeatus aculeatus (three-spined stickleback), 2495 nucleotides. RefSeq names its product regulator of G protein signaling 5a (gene rgs5a). Lineage: Eukaryota; Metazoa; Chordata; Actinopteri; Perciformes; Gasterosteidae. The record is from RefSeq and is a predicted model, not a curated record.